Prosopis cineraria is the source of this 962-nucleotide messenger RNA. RefSeq lists its product as uncharacterized. Gene Ontology annotation, cellular component: mitochondrial inner membrane. The coding region runs from base 158 to 670 and encodes 170 amino acids. The transcript is spliced from 5 exons. NCBI's taxonomy places the organism in Eukaryota, Viridiplantae, Streptophyta, Magnoliopsida, Fabales, Fabaceae. Gene Ontology annotation, biological process: mitochondrial respiratory chain complex I assembly. The record is from RefSeq and is a predicted model, not a curated record.
CUAUUCCAUCACCGAACAAACUAAAUUGAGGCCGUCUGUGACGUCCGUAUUUCUGGUUGCAGAAUGCAGCCGUCCCGGUGACCGAAUCCAACAACCCGCGAGUCGUGAAGGUAGACAACCACCGCAUCGGCUUCAUCGCUGAUCCACGAAGCCCAAGAUGGCUGUGAGACACAGUGCGGUCACUCACCUGCCAAAUCUCAUACGCACUCUCCGCAAGGGUUCCCCUAAGCCGCUCAACCACGCUUUACCCUCUCUUCGGCGCACUUUCUCUUUGUACGAUCAAAUCAAUCUUAUCAAUAAUGUUCCUGAAGACCAGCUUCGCUUCCAAGGGUACAAUGAUACAGGCUUUACUGUAAACAAGGUUGAAUAUGAAGGCAGCUUGCUUUGUGUUGGAAAUUUGCUUUUGUCUUGGAAACCGAAGAAGUUCUCGGAAAUCACUUCAGACAGCUUGUCAGUCUUUCAAAUUCUUCGCCCCAUUCCAGAGAUCUUAAUUCUUGGAUGUGGAAAGUACAUUCAGCAAGUGGAUCCUGAACUUCGACGCUUUGUUAGAUCUACUGGCAUGAAGUUAGAAGCUAUAGACUCGAGAAACGCAGCAUCAACUUACAAUAUAUUGAAUGAAGAAGGUCGUAUUGUUGCUGCAGCACUUCUUCCAUAUGGAGUUACUUCAUGAAGCCCUGGUUCUAUAGUUGAGAUUUACAUUGGACGAGGCAUCUAAUACUCAGGAAGAAGACGAGCUGGGUUUCUGAAAUUCUUACAUGAUUGGUUGCUUUCAAGUUAGAUCUCUUGUUUACGUUGACAAAUUGAGGCUACCUCAAGGAACGCACAGCUAGCUAUAUUGUGUGUUUUCACCAAGCAAUGCAUCACCUUUUUACUAAACUCUCAAUAAAGGAAUCCUCUUUCCCUUAAGAAGUCACUUGGACUUGGAACCACGUCCUUAUAAAUGCAGAGACGAAUCUAACCGA